Alternaria metachromatica is the source of this 744-nucleotide messenger RNA. RefSeq lists its product as uncharacterized. NCBI's taxonomy places the organism in Eukaryota, Fungi, Ascomycota, Dothideomycetes, Pleosporales, Pleosporaceae. The record is from RefSeq and is a predicted model, not a curated record. The transcript has 2 exons. The coding region runs from base 1 to 744 and encodes 247 amino acids.
AUGUUAACCCAUACUGAACUCCCUCCCAACACUUCUCAGCCACCAAAAAGGGCAUCGAAAGAGCUCGCUGAGCCCGCUGAGCCCGUUGAGUCCAUGGGCCCUCUAUCCUCAAGCGGUCUCACUCUCCAAGUCGAUUUCGCUUGGUCAAAGUUCCGCAACAUAGUAGCUUCUAAAGGCGCUGAUCAACAGCUCACGCCGCUCUACGUUCAGCAUUUUCGCCCGGCAAAGCCUCAGUUGCGCUUCGAGCGCGCGUCAGAUCACGCAAUCAUCGCCAAAGGCACCAUCCACAGUUUCUCCAUCAGUGGCGAUUGCAUCAUUCAUGGCCAGGAAGUCAUUCUGAAGCCACUGAAACGCUGGAAGACCAAAUACAAUUACCUCUCGCAUGCGCUUGGCGGCAUCCCUAUUACCUGGACAGCCAACUCUACCAUGAAGGUCUGGGAUUUCGUAUGCAUAAACUCCGCGACCCAGGAAUCUAUCGCCAAGUUCGGCGUCAAUUUAUGGGCGAUGAAGCAAGUCGGCAACUUCUACUUUGAGGAGACAGAAGAGCAGGUUACAGAGGCUCUGAGAGACGAAGUUGUUGUCACAGGACUUACUCUGCUCUAUCUUAUGAUGACAAGGAUGAACAACCCGAUUCAUCUGCUUGGUGCUGCCUUUGCGAAGCCAGGGAAGGUUGAGGGCGAUGGGGAUGAAAGCGCGGUAGUACAGGAAAAUGGAGCGUCAACUGGCAAGGCGAAAACAACUUGA